AUGGUUCGGCUUAUUCGGGAGCCUAAUAACGCGUACGACCGCAACGCCAUCCGCGUGGACAACAUCAGAGGGCAGGAGGUGGGCCACGUGGAGGCCAAAAUGGCCUGCCACCUGGCGCCACUUGUCGACGCAGGAUUGGUCGCGAUCGAAGGGCUGGUGACGCGUGGAACGAGGAACAAAUACCAAAUGCCGUGUCACAUGUGCUUGUUCUGCUCCCCUGAAUCUGCUCCUGAAGUAGUAUCUCGCUUGCUGUCUGCCGGAGUUCCUCUGGUGGAAACCAACAGCCUCCCUGGUUCAGACACUUUCGGGGAAGCUUCGUCCUCUGGUUCGUUACAGUUGUCCUCGUUACAGGCUGCUUCGGCUGCUGCGUCAGUGGCUGCUGCUUUGGCAGCGCGAAGAGCCGCGAUGAGCCAAGCAGAACAGGACAAGGCGGUCUUAUCCAUGUUUGAUGACCUGGCAUGCCAGAUGGAAGCGGAUCGGCCCACCGCGGAUCCGCCUUGCCACGUCAUCAGGUCGUCCCUCCUGCCACAUCAACAACGGGCGCUGGCGUGGAUGAUCAAGCGGGAAAGCGCGAAGAAGCUUCCACCGUUUUGGAAAGCCGGGGCCUUAGAAUCUGGGAGCAGCAGCAAAGGGAAGAGAGGAGGGAGAGGAGGAGGAGGGAGGGGGGCCGGGAGACAGGGCAGGGGAGGCCGGGGAAGAGGAAGUGAGGUACAGGGAGGGGGUGCAGGAGGGGUGGAGGGGGGAGCGGGAGGGGGAGAUUGGGAGGAGGACGAUGGAGAUGAUGGGGGGGAGGGCGGGGGGCGAGUGUUCACCAACAUUCUCACCAACUUCACGACAGAGGAGAGGCCUAAGGCGCUGAGGGGAGGCAUUCUGGCUGAUGACAUGGGGCUGGGGAAAACGCUCUCCCUGCUCUCCCUUGUCGCUUCAACCUCUGCUGCUGCUGCUGACGCUGGUGAAACACAAGCUAUCGGCACCUCCUCCACUGGUGCUGCUGAUGGGGUGCAAGGGGAGCAGAGCAGGGCGACGCUAGUGGUGUGCCCUCUGUCCGUUCUCUCCAACUGGACGGCACAGCUGGCAGAGCACGUGGCACCAGGAGCGCUGAGCUACUAUGUGUACCACGGGGCAGAGCGUGUGAGAGACCCGAGCUUCCUCUCUGGCUUUGACCUUGUCUUUACCACCUACAACAUCCUCGCUUCUGAGUGCCCCCCUUCCUCUGCCUCCACUGCUGCUGCUGCAGCUGCUGGUGGUGCUGCUGCUGGUGCUGCUGGUGGUUCUUCUGCUGGUGCUGGUAGGGGCGGGGCAAGGGGAAUGGCAGAGGCACAGUAUGCUGACAGUCCGCCGCCCUCCCCGCCUUCCAUUCCGGGGUGCCCAGGAAUGCUCAUGCCGGCUUAUGCGGGCAUGCCAGGGGCGCGGGGAAGGAAGAGGAAGGCGCCAGGGGCCGCAGCGCAGGGGCAGAGGAAGCGAGGGGGGAUGGCAGGGACGGCGGGAGGAGCAGGGAGCAGUAGUAGGAGCACUGCAGGAGCUUCAACAGCAGGAGGAGCGGGAGCAGAGACAGCAGGUGGAGGGCCAUUGAUGCAGGUGAAAUGGAGGCGGGUGAUUCUAGACGAAGCGCACGUGAUCAAAUCCGUGCGGACGCGGGCUGCGCGGGCGGCGACAGCGCUGCAGGCGGAGAGGCGGUGGGCAGUGACGGGCACUCCGGUGCAGAACCAGCCGGGGGAUCUCUUCUCGCUGCUCUGCUUCCUGCGCCUUGAUCCUCUUAAUGAUCGUUCGAUCUGGACCCGCGCGAUCGAGCGGCCAAUGAGGGAGCGCCAGCACAUUGGGCUGGACAGAUUGAGGGCACUGGUUCUCACGACGGCUCUAAGGCGCACCAAGGACAUGCAGGUGAACGGCCGGCCGCUGCUGUCACUCCCUCCGAAGACUGUACGAGUGCUGCCAGUCGACUUGCUGCCAGAGGAUCGGGAUCUUUACGACCAAGUGCAGGAGGAGGUGCGGCGCCUUGUGGGUGGCAUGAUGGCACAGGGUACGUUGAUGAAGAACUAUGCUACAGUGCUCGAGAUGAUCCUACGGCUCAGACAGAUCGCAGACCACAAGGGCCUCUGUCCGCCGCACGUUCUUGAGGCCAUUGCUGCGUCUGCUGCUGCAGCAGAAGAAGCAGACAGAAACCAGGAUGCAAAAGCUGCAGUUCCUUUGGAUCCCCUUCUGAGUCAGAAGCUUCAGGAACUUCUGGCAGCAGGAGCAGCCGACGAGGACUGUCCCAUCUGCCUCUCUCCUCCCACUCUUCCUGUCAUCACACCCUGCUCUCACAUCUUCUGCCGCCGCUGCAUUCGCCGGGUUUUAUCCAUCCAGAAGCAUGCCCGCCCCAUGUGCAGAGCGCCAGUAGAUGAGGCUCAUCUGGUGGAGGCUCCACCUGAUGCUGCAGAAGGAGAGGGUGGUGGCGCUAUCCAAGGGGGGCUUGAUGGAAGGGGGUACCAACCUCCAGAGGGUGGAGCUGCUAUUGCAGGGCCUAGUGCAAUGGGAGGAGGUGAUGGGCGUCAGCAGCAGAGGGUUAAGAGUGUUGGGUUUUCUCAGUUCACUCGAAUGCUGGAUUUGGUGUAUGAGAGGUUACAGGCUGCAGGAUUCAAGUGCUGUAGAUUGGAUGGCCGCACCAAGCUAAGUGUGAGGGAGAAGGCUAUUGCAGAGUUCAACCGAGUGGAUGACGAUUCUCCUACAGUUCUCCUUGUGGGGCUCAGAGCAGCAGGUGAGAGUGCACAUGUUCCUAGCGAUUAUUGUUUUGUAUGUCCGUUUCUGCAGUCCACUUGGUCUUAG
Messenger RNA from Closterium sp. Naga37s-1, 2805 nucleotides. The record is from the annotation of a GenBank genome assembly. Lineage: Eukaryota; Viridiplantae; Streptophyta; Zygnematophyceae; Desmidiales; Closteriaceae.